Molecule: messenger RNA, 991 nt
Organism: Aspergillus piperis CBS 112811
Lineage: Eukaryota; Fungi; Ascomycota; Eurotiomycetes; Eurotiales; Aspergillaceae
Product: class II fructose-bisphosphate aldolase
Exons: 3
Coding region: 1-873 (290 amino acids)
Biological process (GO): carbohydrate metabolic process
Molecular function (GO): aldehyde-lyase activity; zinc ion binding
Source: RefSeq, a predicted model, not a curated record
AUGUCCACCUGCUCUCAAUCUCAUCACACUAACCGUACGCGCUCCAUCCUCCAUGCCGCAAAGAAUGGCAAAUACGCUGUCGGCGCCUACAACUGCUAUAACACCGACGGCAUCAUGGCAGUCAUCCGCGCCGCCGAGCGCGCGCACAGCCCCGCCAUAAUCCAACUCUUUCCCUGGACUAUGCACUUCCAGGGCGCACACUUCAUCCGCUUCGUCGUCGCUGCUGCGCAUGCCGCUUCCGUCCCCAUCGCUGUGCAUCUAGAUCACUGCAUCGAACCCGAUGACAUCGAUUUCGCUCUCACACUCCCCUUUGAUUCGUUAAUGAUUGAUGGGUCCAGCAUGGAUGAGGCUGAGAAUGUCGCGCUCUGCGCGAGCACGGUAGCCAGGGCGCAUGAGUGCGGUAUGGCGGUCGAGGUUGAAUUAGGGCGGAUUGAGGGUGGCGAGGAUGGCCUUCCUAACAUGGACCUAGGCAGUGUGAUGACGAGGCCUAGCGAUGCACGGGAGUUCCUGGAGGCGACUCAGGCGGACUUUUUGGCGCCCAGCUUUGGGAAUGUGCAUGGGGGCUACGGGGUUGUGGGAGCGGAGGGAUGUUGGGAUUUAGAGCUGCUCCAACAGAUCGAAGAGGCCGUCCCGUCCACUCCGCUCGUCCUGCAUGGUACGCAUCCGGUCUCGGACGAGCUUUUCCUCAGGGCAAUUGAAUGUGGCAUGAGCAAGGUGAAUGUUAACCGGACGGUGCGCGACAACUACACGGCGUUUGUGGCGGAGAAUGCGGGAAAGCUGGAGUUGACGGUGCUCAAGGUACGGGCAGUUGAGAUCUACGCUGAGUCGGUGGAAAGGGUGAUGAAGUUGUUUGGCUCGGCAGGCAAGGCUUGAUCCCGCUUGAGUAUUCAUAGAGAGUGUGGUAUCAGUGUAGAUUCUUCCCGAAUUGUCCUGUCAAGGAUGCGUGCACCGAGUAUUUACUCCAAAACCUAAGCCGAUAUCAGAUUUUCCU